GAUUUUAUCAUCUGUGUUGAAAUGUUUAUAGCAGCCAUUGCUCAUUACUACUCAUUUUCCCACAAACCAUUCAUUGUGACCGAGGAGAAUUCACACCAGUCUAACUGCUGUGAAGCCUUCCUGUCCAUGUGGGAUGUCUCAGACAUGAGAGAUGACGUGUUGGAACAUGCUAAAAUAAUAAGUAAAGCAGUAAAGAAAACAGUGAGUAAAUCAAGAAUAAAAACAAAUGAUACAGAACGAACACCAUUAAUAAGAGACAGUCAGACUAACUAUACAUCAGAUGGGGGUCCCAGUGACUGGGAUACAGCUUCCCUAGAACAAAGGGAAAUAACUCAUAAAAAAUCAGUUCCUACUGAAUCAAUGAAUAAUUACAUAGUGUUUAGUUCCAGUUCAGAAACUAAUUACAGCAACGAUACCCAGACAGAUGUUAGGGUAAGACAGAAAGAUCAUGUGACUAGUGAUAAACAGGAAGUGGAAAUUGUUAGACCAAUAGAAAGUUGUGAUACAAAUGUAGUAAGUGUAUCAUCCAAUCAGGAAGAAAUUAACAAAAGUGAUAAUAUACAAACAGAAGGGUUAAUUGAAGUAGAAGUACAUAGCAAUAUAGAUAACAAUAGAACAAUAGAUACAGACCAGACAGGUUCUAUACAGGUUGAUGUCUUAACUGGAUAUGCUGAUGACACUCCUGUUGUAUAAUGUUUUAUUGUUACUAUAAGUCUAAUGUAUUGAUAAUAGUAUGGUAACUACAAUUACAAAUUAAGAUUGUAAAUUAUUGCCAAGAAAUUUAAGUUACUGUGGAUUCAUUUAUUUUUGUGGGUAUCAAUUUUCGUGGAUUGAGGAAAACUUGCAUUUUCAUGGAUAUUUGAUUUCGUGGUUUUGCCAAUCUCUGCAUACAAAGCCUAUAGAAAAUUUGUAAUUCGUUGAACAUUUGAAUUCGUGGUUCAACUUUUUCCACGAAACCCACGAAAAUUGAUUUCCAACGAAUAAUAAUGAAUCCACAGUAACUUAUGUAUCUGUUGUUAUAUUUAGAAUUUUAUGACAACAGCAAUUCUUGAUUAAACCUGCAGGUGACAUCCAAAGCAAUGUAUUUAUUUGUUUUGUAUUACAUAGUGCCAUAUAUACUUAAUAUUGAUACUUAAUAUACAGCUUUGCAUAAUUGCCAACAUUUUGAAGUAUGUCUUUCAAUUUCAUUGUUAAACCAGGGUUCUCACUAAGGAUUUUUGUAUGACAAAACAGGUCCAGGGACUUUGAUUAAUUGAUUAUUUUUUAAAGCAAUCUAAGGUUCACACAUUCCUAACAAGUCAAGGGACUCUUCCUGUUUUUGCCAUGGUGAUAUCAACAGUGAAAAGAAGAAAUUUUAUCCCUAUAUUAUUUAAUAUUUCAGUGUCCAUUACAACAUAGAGCAAGGAAAUACCAUCAGAUUUAGAUUAUUUUUUUAAAUUUUGCUAUAAAAUGAUGAUAUGUGUGUUCAGUGGAUACAACAUUUUAUAAUCUUCAUAUAUCUUUUGACUCACCAGUUUUGAAAACGACAAUUUCAGACAGAUUUUCAUGAGUCCAGGACUCAUGGAGGGGCCUUAGUAAGAACCCUGAUUGUUAUUUUAUUAUUUAUUACUAUUUUGUCCAUUAUCUAAAUGUUGAUGUCUGCUGCAAUAGAUUAUUUAUUUUCUCUGAAAUUGAUGAAUCUACAUGAAAUAAUUUAACAGUUGGAAGAGUUUAUGUUAAAAAUGUACAUAUUUAUUAAUAAUAAGACACCAAAAAAAGUUCCCUUAAAUGAUCUGCAAACUAAAAGGCUUUCAAAAUGUAUUUAGCAUUUACAGAUGUACGAAAUGUACAAAUCUCACAUUUUAUUCUGUUAAAAUCUUAAUUAAAAUGAACACAUGGACUACAUUUCAAGUUGAUGUUAAUUCAUCUUUAUGGAAUAAAAUUGAGAAUGGAAAUGGGGAAUACGUCAAAGAGACAUCAACCUGACCAAAGAGCAGAAAACAGCUAAAGGCCACCAAUGGGUCUUAAAAAAAACUUAAACCUGAUAUUGGACAGACUUACAGACAAACAGCUGGACGCAAAGACCAGAAAAAUUAAUGCCCUUACUCAUGUAAGUGUGACAUAAAUAAAUAAAUGUACAUAAUUUUAUACAGGGUAGUUAGUAGUAAAAUCACUUUAAAUGGUUUUUCUGGGAACAAUUAAAAUGUAUCUGUAUUUUUAGUCCCUUUAUUCUAACAUCUACAAUCUAGCAUGGAUAUGCAUUAAUAAAUUCCUGUUAUUCAGCCUAUAUAUCCUUUCUCAGCUAGAGUAGUUGUAGACACAGUACAAUAAAUACUGGACAUUUAUUCAUAUAUUUUACUGCCCAUCAUUAUUGUGCAUAGGGAGACAAGUAGUUCAACAAUACUGAAAAUAAGAAAGUUAAACUUUUAUAAGAAUUAUCAUUAUGUAUGUUAUCUUACAUUGCUGUAGUAAAUAAUAAAUUACUAAAUGCUUUU
Mytilus californianus (California mussel) is the source of this 2474-nucleotide messenger RNA. Its product is annotated as transmembrane protein 184C-like. The record is from RefSeq and is a predicted model, not a curated record. Lineage: Eukaryota; Metazoa; Mollusca; Bivalvia; Mytilida; Mytilidae. The transcript is spliced from 2 exons. The coding region runs from base 22 to 693 and encodes 223 amino acids.